GGAACCAAAUGCUUUGGUCUAGUGCUCCUACCCGGACGUAUUUUCCAUCGCGCAGUUCUCCUCACGGCAGACAGGAGGCAGCUGCUUCAUGCUUCCUACUACAAGAAUUUAGACAGAUAACAUUGCACUGGGAAAAUGUAUCAUAACUUUUAAACAUCGAGUUAAACAGUCUCCAUCCGUAGAAGAAGGAUCCACCCCAAACCGGUUAAUUUUCAGUGCCAAGAUGUUCGAGAAAGCAUUUCGUGUGAAGUCCAACACAGUGAUAAAAGGAUCUGACAGGAGAAAGUUAAGAGCAGAUAUCUCUGCGUCUUUUCCAGCCCUCUCGCCAGAUGAGCUGUCUGAGCUUGUUCCCAACAAAGAUGAAUUGAACGUGGUGAAAGUGUAUGCACACAAAGGGGAUGCCGUCACAUUCUAUGUACUCCACAAGAACCCCAUCUUCUUUCAGAUUGAGAAGCACAUUUACCCUACAGUGUACACCCUGUGGAGGUAUCCCGAAAUGCUCCCAGCUCUCAGAACCUGGCCAGCUGUUCUGCAGAAGUUAGUCGGUGGAGCAGAUCUUAUGCUUCCUGGAGUCGUGGUGCCUUCCUGUGGUCUCCCUAAGGUUGACCGUGGAGACUGCUGCGCCAUCACGGUGGUUGGAAACAGAGCUCCAGUUGCCGUGGGAACUGUUACUAUGUCGACCUCGGAUAUGAUGAACAGUGGCAUGAAAGGCAGGGGACUGAAUGUCAUCCACACCUACAUGGACCAACUGUGGGCAUUUGGUGACAAGACUGCUCCGCCCAUCAUCGCCAAUGCUGAGGAAACGGCGGAAGCAUUAGCAAGGGAGGACAGUGGGGAGGAGGAAGAAGGAGGAGGAACCGGAGAGGAGGAGGAGGGAGGAGGUGAACUUCACCCGGGACCUGAAGGCAUGGGCCUGACAGACUCCAACUCUACCUGUCCAAACAUCCAGGAGCUCAGCCUUGCUGAGGGAGACACAGAGAAGGGAGAAGGAGUUGGAGGAGAGGAGGAGGAGGAGGGCGACGACGAACAGGACUCCAGGUCUCCUCAAGAGCAAAUGGAUGAGCUUCUGCUGCAGUGUUUCUUCCACGCCCUGAAGGCCAAGGUGAAGAAAGCAGACCUCCCCCUGCUGACCAGCACCUUCCUCAGGAUCCACAUGGUCUCCUGCUGCCCGGGUGGGAGACAACUCGAUAUUAAGAAAUCCAGCUACAAAAAGCUGUCUAAGUUUCUGCAGUGCAUGCAGAAGGACCACCAGCUGGUGAAGGUGAAGGAGCUGAGCAAAGGGGUGGAGAGCAUCGUGGAGGUGGACUGGAAACACCCCGAACUGCGGUCUUUCGUCGCACCAGAGGAUGGUGGUUCAGUGGAUGGCCCAAACGAGGGAGGAGGAGGAGGUGUAGGAGGGGGGUGUGAGGUGCCAUACCAUCCCCCUGAGAUCACUGCCAUGUACAUGGUUACGGCUCGCCUGGAGCCUCUCUUCACAGACGCACAGAAAAGGAAGGGAGCAGCACUGCAGGCUGCAGAGGUGAGGUCCAUCAUCACCGACUACGUCAAGAAGAACGACCUGGUUGAUGAGAACAACAAAAAUUUCGUCACAAUUAACCCCGCCCUAUGUGACGGUUUGCUGGAAAAAUCAGAGUACAAUGAAAUAGCGAAGCUGAAAUGGGACGACCUCUUCACCAGAACGCUAGGCAAGAUGCAGCAGUGCCAUCAGCUGCAGUUGCCAGGGCAGCGAGCGGUGGUGAAGAAGGGGGCCGUGGAGCCCAUAGACAUCUCUGUGGCCUCCAGGGGAUCCAACAAGAAGGUGACCAUCAUCAAGAACCUGGAGGUGUUUGGGCUGGACCCCUCAGCCGUGUCGGCCGCCCUGCAGCACCGGGUCCAGGCCAGCGCGGUGCUGCACCCGGCCCCCGGCGCCAAAGACCGUGUCCUGGUCCAGAUCCAGGGGAGCCAGAUCAACCACGUGGGCAAGCUGUUGCUAGAUGAAUACCAUAUCCCUCGAAAGUACAUCCAGGGGCUGGACAAAGUACCAAAGGCUGGCAAGAAGAAGUAGCGCUUCACCCACACCUCAAUGAACUCAUCCGCUGCUGCAUAGUCAUGUCUUACACACAUUUAGCUCAUCAUGACCAUAGAGUUGAAAACUACAUGCCAUGUUCAGCCUUUAAGCGUGGCCCAGUCCUGAGCGCCAUCAUCAAAGACAAUACAGGAAGUGGAAUAGAAUCCUACUGUCUCUGCCGCCAUCUUUGGCCAGUAUCAUGAUACUGUAUUUCUCAUAGAUGUUAUCGCCUCUUACAAGAUAAUGUGCAUAUUGCCUUGUCACCAGUUGAUGACGGCAAUAUGCCUUAAUAUAUCCAAACAUGGCAGCGGUCUGACAUUGGUUCUAAUACAAAGGAGUGGUCAGCGCGGUAUUUAGUGUUCACAUCUAUGAUCGUGAUGGUCAAAACGCUCCGACAAAAACUUCAGUCCCAGUUGCGAAACCUCACAUCCACCACACACUCCUGGAGCGUUAAUAUGUGUGAGUGAGUGUGUGAGCGUACUGUUUGCACCGGACAUCAGACACAUCUUCAAGACAUGUCAAGUGAAAUAAAGCACCUCCUUCAUUCUGGCA
Molecule: messenger RNA, 2599 nt
Organism: Engraulis encrasicolus (European anchovy)
Lineage: Eukaryota; Metazoa; Chordata; Actinopteri; Clupeiformes; Engraulidae
Gene: eif2d
Product: eukaryotic translation initiation factor 2D
Exons: 15
Coding region: 224-2044 (606 amino acids)
Biological process (GO): formation of translation preinitiation complex; translational initiation
Molecular function (GO): RNA binding; translation initiation factor activity
Source: RefSeq, a predicted model, not a curated record